Molecule: messenger RNA, 4319 nt
Organism: Acanthaster planci (crown-of-thorns starfish)
Lineage: Eukaryota; Metazoa; Echinodermata; Asteroidea; Valvatida; Acanthasteridae
Product: extracellular signal-regulated kinase 2-like
Biological process (GO): protein phosphorylation
Molecular function (GO): ATP binding; MAP kinase activity
Source: RefSeq, a predicted model, not a curated record
GUGUGUACACUUAAAUUGGACAUUCCGCGCUACGGGGUCGAAUCUUCUAAGUUCUACCGGUAAAAAUGAGCUCGGACAUUGAAAGCCACAUUUUAAGAAAAUAUGAAAUCAAAAGAAGACUUGGUAAAGGGGCAUACGGAAUUGUAUGGAAGGCCAUUGAUAGAAGGACUGGCGACAUUGUGGCCCUCAAGAAGAUCUUUGAUGCAUUCAGGAACCAGACAGACGCUCAGCGGACAUUCAGAGAAAUUAUGUUCCUGCAGGAAUUUGGUGAUCACAGAAACAUCAUUAAGUUGCUGAAUGUUAUGAAGGCUGAUAACGACAAAGACAUUUACCUGGUUUUUGAAUACAUGGAUACCGACCUACAUGCGGUCAUAAAGAACGGCAAUAUACUUAAGGACAUCCACCAGAGAUACAUCAUGUAUCAACUGAUCAAUGCUACCAUGUAUCUACAUUCCGGCAAUGUCAUUCACAGAGACCACAAGCCUUCCAACAUUCUCCUGGACAGCGAGUGUUUCGUCAAGGUGGCCGAUUUUGGCCUGGCGAGGUCCAUCACACAGUUAGACACAACACAGAGCGAAAGCGAUCCAGCGCUGACAGAAUACGUGGCGACGAGGUGGUACAGAGCACCAGAGAUCCUACUCGCGUCAAAGAGAUAUACAAAAGGAGUUGAUAUGUGGAGUGUUGGUUGUAUCUUGGGUGAGUUACUUCGGGGAAAGCCCCUCUUCCCAGGAACGUCCACAUUAAAUCAGAUCGAGCGAAUCAUGAACGUCAUCGACCCUCCCUCCAAGGCUGACAAGGAUGCCAUCGACUCUGAAUAUGUCUCCUCAAUUCUCGACAAAGCAUCUGUCAGACAUAGGCAAUCAUUUGAAGACGUCCUACCAAAGGCCCCACCUGAUGCCAUCGACCUGCUGCGGAGACUACUCCAGUUCAACCCUGAGAAGAGGCUAACAGCUGCUGAGGCACUCAAACACCCAUAUGUAUCAAGGUUUCACAAUGUAGCUGAAGAGAAGGUCCUAGACUACGAUGUCAUCCCUCCAUUGGAUGACGAUGUACAGUUAUCAGUUGGCGAGUACAGGAGGAAACUGUAUGAGAUGAUAAAGGAGAAGAAAGCCAGACAUAGAGAACGCCUACGUGCCGACGAGAAAGCCAAGGAAACUCCGCCCCCUGCAGAGCCUGCCCCCGUUGCUGCGCUACCGCCCCAAACCAACCACGUAGCCAGUAAGCAGAAAAUAGUAGUGGGUGCCAGUGGAGCCGCGCCUCAGCCUGCGUACACAGUGGGCCGGUCGACUCGGCCUCCCCUCGCCCAGGGGAGUAGAUCGGCUGCCCUUCUGUCCAACAAGCAGCCUUUGCAGCCGAAUGGUAACGCGCACUAUCACUCAGGGGUAGCCUUUGGAAGGCAAGCCAAGGAUCAAGCCCCAGUCGGCAGCCCGGCCAAGGCACCGGCCCAGGCUGGCCAGAGGUUCCUCACCAGGCAACGUAGUCUAGAAAACAUCAAUGCCACUGGCAGCGGAAGUGAGAACCAGGCACAGGUCUACCGUUCCCCUAGUCGCAGUUCUCGCCACAGUGCAGGCCACCAUCGCACAAGGUCAUUCUCUGCUGGGUUACGCAAUGCCCAGAUCACUAGGGACAUUGACAGGAAUCCACUGGGUCUGACAGUCACAAGCUCAAGAGUUGUUCCAGGUCACAGACCUGUCUCGGCCAAGGAGGACCGCCCCAAACCUUCGUAUGGCCGGAAGCAAUAUGGCACUAAGAACGCCCCCUCUGCAGGUGCACCAAAGUCCACACUUGGCAGCUAUUCCCAAGCUCAUGGAACAAUCACGGCCAGCGGCCUGGCAAAGAUCCAAACCAUGAAAUGGUAACAGGUGUGCGGCGAGGACAGAACCAUGUUCUCUGCAUUCCCCUGAUGAUAAAGAGUUCUGAGUUAAAUCCAUGCUUUCUCUUUCAUCCGAAACCGCUGUUUUACUUGACUUGUCUCCAGUGUUGUUAUGCCAAAUGUCAAACGAACAGUGACAAAAGCCCUCCUUUGUCAUUGUUCUGUCUGUUUCUAGUGGCCGGUCUUGUGCAAGAGAUCACAACUAGACUUGUGGUGGACCACACCACCUGAUCGUUCAGCCAUUUGCUACCUCCUUGCAACAAAAACAAAAUAAGCAGCACCCGAGCGCAGCGUUGAAUUGAAUAAAAAGCAGCAUUGUCAGUUGCAGUACAUGUAGUUCAAAAGUUUUGCCAAGCCACUGUUGAAGUUAGCCCAUGAAUAAAAAAACCUGACGAAAACCUUGUUACUCAGUAUGCAAAAUUAACACUUUUAGAGUUGAAACUAUUGUGCCUUGUCUAGUUUUUCAAACCAUAUUUAUGCUUUUGAAGAUGACAGUAAUUUUAAAGGCCUAAAUGUGUAUUUAUGUGGUUUUUGGACAUUUUUAUCUAUUUUACCAAGUUAAUGUCAAUCUACAGUGUAAACUUCCUGUGAUCCUUGUACCUGCUUAAUCCCGCUGCAGUUAUUUUGGCUCGCCUGCUUCAAAAUUUCUCCAAAUUUUCGUCGUUGAAAUUGAGGAAAUUGAAACUCAAGACCUCAGACUCCAUAUUGUUCCCUGAACCUGUUUCGAAACUUGACUGUUAAAUGAGAUGGUACCGGACUAUUUUUAUUACUUGUAUUUUGUUUUCGAAAUGAGGCUUUAAAUGUUAAGGUACCUUAAAUCAAAAAAUUGAAAUUAUUCAUCAGAUCACAUGGGUGCUGAUUGGUCUUGGAAUUUCAUAUUUAUUGUUUUCAUUCCUACUCUCAAAUGAAGAGUUUGCCUCGCUUUCAAUUCAAUAUGGCCAAUUAACGAAUCAAGCUUAUAAUGUGAUACCUGUUCAAGUUUCCAGCAUUUUACCAUUCCAAUGUUUUUACUGCAAUUGCGUUGCAAUUUAUAAUCAAGAUGUAUACCUUUUUUGUCUAUUUCUGAGGAUGUGGGUCCGUUGUGUCUACGUUUAACUUAACAAGAAAGCCUUAAUAACAUACAUCCUAAAACUGUUGCUCGUGGUUUUUUUUUUUUUUUGCAAUAAACAGUAAAUAUCUGCAUUGUAUUCUGUAUUAACUCACCUCUCUCUCCGACACAGAAAUGUUAAGUUUGCCUUUUAAGUGCCACUGUCAAAUUUACUACAUCUAGUACAGCCAGAAAUUUUAACAGGAUUUUUGCCCGGAAAUGAGCUGUUUUUGUUUAUUGUAACGAUUUGAACAUUCAUAUCUGGGUUGUAUACCCUCAGUUACAGUCGAAGUCCAAUUGUAGAAUUCCAACUCUAGGGACUUUUUUGAUAUGAUCCAAGUAGACAAAACCGUCAAAUGCAAAGGAUGAGAGUUACAUUGGGAAGUACGGCUUAGAGUAUGUUGUAAGAGCCAGAGUGAUUUCCAGACCGAUGAUGCUCUUUUUACAUUUUUGUCAGGUUAGCUCUCAUUAAGGAAUGGUUUGGAAAUUGUGGUUUGCAUGCAGAAUCUAAAAUUUCUCAAAACCAAGCUCCGGUGCUAGCUCGCAGGAUGCCACUUUAUUUAACAUUAUUCAACAGGACUGCAGAUUUUUUUCAUUCGUAUCUUCACCAUUUAGUAUGCUGUUAUUGUUGUUACUUUGUGAUUUUUUAUGUGUUGAGUGUCAGUUAAGUUAGCUCAAAUGCACCCUGAUAUUUCAAAAUCCAUCGCGAGAGCAUGUCAGAUUUUGUAGGAUUGAGGAUGGUAGAAACUAACCACUGUUUACUUACAGAGGGUUUGAUGCCUUGUUAAAGUACAGAGAAAGUGCUGUUGAAAUUUUUUCAAUGGUUCAUGAAGAUAGCUGGCCACAGCUAGAAAUUGAAGGCAGUUUGGAAUUCCCAGAGAUAGGUUGGCUUGAUUUGCCUGUAUUCAGUGUUACAGUAUUCAAUGCGUCGGCAAAACAUCACAUUCCAAGCGUUAACAAAGAUCGCAUUGCGUUGCAUAGCCGCGCAAGAUGGAGAACUCGACUAAAAGGUGUUAUCAUCUUGGCGCCAUUCGAGUAUGAACGUUAAUGCAUAGGCGCAGGCAUACCAGGUGUGCGUGCCUGUCGCGGGCGGCGCCUGCGCCUGUUGCAUUAACGUAGUGUGUUCCUACCCAAUUGGCGCCCUUGCGAUAACAACGUUUUACGCGUAUUCAAGGUUAAGUUCUCCAUCUUUCGCCACUUCGGCGCUAUACGAUCUUUCUUGUGAACACUAAAGAUUGUGUACAAACUGUGUAGAUACCUGUGUACGUUUAAAGUAUGUAAAGAUUCGCUGGAGAUUUGUCAGUUUUGUAAACAGAGAACCGAGUCGAGUAAAGAAAUAAGUUAUUGUUGUCAAUGAAA